CCUUCACUGACGCACCUCUAUCAUUAACUGACCAAACUUGCGCCUAACCUUGCAUACUCUCAGUACAAAUUCGCUAAUACCAUGACCAGUGUAAUGGUUUACGGCUCUCGCCAGAUGCUUUCUCAGGACCUGAAGCGCAAAGUCGAUUGAAAUCCACCCAAAAAUACCGUAGUCGUGAAACUGGACAACAUGUUGUCUCAUAUGGGCGGCAUGGCUCCCAAACUAACGAUCUAUGAAAUCACAACAGCCAAUUCGUCGACUAUACGAGUUCUCCGCUUACCUGGCAAGGCUGAGUCAUUCGAACUCAAGCUGCUUGCCGCAAGUCUUGCUGAUCCGCCAAGUUACACAGCACUUUCAUAUACCUGGGGUGACUCAUUUGCCAAGUUCAACGUAUUGGUGAACGAUGAGUUGCUUCCAAUCACUCAGAGCUUAUACUGGGCACUUCGGACGCUCCAGCAAGAUCAUGCAAGGCUACUCUGGAUUGAUCAGAUCUGUAUCGACCAGAGCAACUUGAAAGACAAAGCGACGCAAGUGCCGCUUAUGGAACAAAUCUACUCCAAGGCGAAAAGCACAAUCUCGUGGCUGGGAGUGGCGACGGCAGAGUCCGAAAGAGCUAUGGACUACUUACGAGAAGCAGGCACUGACGGUAUCUCAGCGGGUCUGAAUGAGUUACCUAUAAUCGCAGAUGGUCUUAUGCAGCUGCAGAUAGAUAUUCCUUUGCAAGAUGAGAAUUUUGAGACGCGCUUCCCGCACCUGCGUGAGAAGAUGGAAAGAGUCGUUGCCAGAUGGGGAGAAUGGCAAGACUUGGAUGUUGUACCGGCCAUUCUAGCACUUUUCGGGAAUCCCUACUUCACACGAGGCUGGAUUAAGCAAGAGCUGGCCAUUCCGAAGAACCUCACGAUCCAAUAUGGUGAAAAGGCAUUGGAUAUUGAAAGCUUUAAGGCAGGAUUCCUCUUGUUUCAAGCACAUUACACGUACAGCCGAAGGAAAUUCGACCUCACCUUCAGGCUGAACCAAAAAGAGCAAAGGAAUGAAAUCCGUCGGAAGUUUGCAGUAGUGGACGAUAGUAACGAGAUUAUACAUCCUUUUCUCAAGACUCGUGAGUCCUAUCAGUCCAAAAAUAGGCCUGACGAGCUGUUUCUAGAACGACUACUCAGGCGGUUUGGCUCCAAAGUCAAAUUCUCCGAUCCAAGGGACUAUAUCUACGGCUUCAUGGGCUUAGCAUCGGACAAUGUGCGACUGGGAAUCCCUGUCGACUAUCAAAGAUCAUGGGAGCAGGUGCAUACUUUCGCAAUGAGAAAAAUAAUUGAGGGUCAGGGUAUCCACAUGCUCGAGCAUAACCAGCUUCCAAAGGCGAGCGACAAGCUCCCUUCGUGGGUUCCAGAUUUCUCCUCGAAGAGGUACUGGACACUAACAGAAAAUACCAUCUCGUCUGAGCAGCCCUUCCGUGCCUCUGGGGAUACAAGGCAGUCAAUAGUCUGGCCCACCGAGGAUCCAUGGACAGAUAAGUCUUUACAGGUACGCGGAUGGGUCAUUGAUACCGUUAUGAAAGUCGGGCUUCCAUGGGAUGACAGUUAUGUUUCAAGGGACCUUCCGAGGUUGUUCGGAGUAUUGGCACCAUGCUCUGAUAUCAUAGCAUUUUGCGAAGAGUCCGACGUACUUCACGAGCAGCACCCAGACUUUGACAUAUACAAUCAAAACGAACAGCGCAAGGAGGCGACCUGGAAGAUCCCCAUACUGGAUCAUGAGCACAUUGCAACGCAACAGAGGAGCCGGCGAAGUUCCAGUCAAAGCGCCGAAGGUUAUAAAGAGCUGGAACAGGUUUUGAGUUGGGGAUGGCAAACUCUCGUGGAGCGAAAGCCCAUCGAGGCAAUCAUUCCAUUGCUUGAGGAACACAGGGAACAGUUACGCAUGGCUGGAGUUUCUGAACAUGGUAACGAAGCGAAUCAGCUGAGAUUGUCGAGGCAAUUGCUGUCCCAGACGGGACAGAACUACUAUAACGGUAUGGAGGCACUACAGUCUCGGCGGCCGUUCUUGACUAAGAAAGGCAUUGUGGGGAUAGGGCCGCUGCCAAUGCAGCAAGGGGAUGUGAUAACCGUGUUCGCUGGAUCGAAAGUACCAUUUAUUCUAAGGCCUACCUCGAGUGAUCCUACUUUGAAUAUGCCAUAUAAGCUUAUUGGGGAGUCGUAUUGUCAUGGCAUUAUGGAUGGAGAAGUUACCACUCUUGGAUUGCCGGAAACCAAUCUGAUCCUGCUCUAAACACAGACGACCUGCAAUAGUCAAGCCAUAUGCGACAAGAAUUUAACAGAUCCAGCGAUGUUGGUUGCAUUUAUGCCACAUUGUUUACAUGAGCAUGUAUCGCAUGAUAUGGGGCCUGGAUCUAAUUUGCGAUGAAUGUUCAUGAGACGUCGUCUAACUGAAGAUGAUAUGCGGCAAUCUAUGGUUGUGGAACUUGCGAACGAAGAGACACCUAUUGGCAAGACAUCAAAUGUUGCGAUAGUAGUGCAAGAUCUGUCUUUUAAAGCUAUGCGCCUCUGCUCUUUAUCAAAUGAGCUGAAUGCAAGCCGAAUAGGGGACCCCUGAAACUUGAGAUGUAUUAUUGCUCUUGCUAUUCAUUUUAUUCGAAUGAAAAUACAUGGAUAUUAGAACGGCUCUAGAUCUGAGGUAAUAUUAUUCAUGUAAAGCACCUUAGCGACCACUGACGGUCUUUAUAACUUUGAG
Messenger RNA from Truncatella angustata, 2721 nucleotides. RefSeq names its product heterokaryon incompatibility protein-domain-containing protein. Lineage: Eukaryota; Fungi; Ascomycota; Sordariomycetes; Amphisphaeriales; Sporocadaceae. The coding region runs from base 190 to 2259 and encodes 689 amino acids. The record is from RefSeq and is a predicted model, not a curated record. The transcript has a single exon.